Molecule: messenger RNA, 2221 nt
Organism: Globicephala melas (long-finned pilot whale)
Lineage: Eukaryota; Metazoa; Chordata; Mammalia; Artiodactyla; Delphinidae
Gene: NEUROD2
Product: neuronal differentiation 2
Biological process (GO): nervous system development; sensory organ development; positive regulation of transcription by RNA polymerase II
Cellular component (GO): nucleus
Molecular function (GO): E-box binding; protein dimerization activity; DNA-binding transcription factor activity, RNA polymerase II-specific
Source: RefSeq, a predicted model, not a curated record
GCUUGGGGAGGAGGGGGAAAGCAGGGUCAUGGGGGGGCGUGAAGAGGCUGAGAUGGGAACCCCCCCCCAUGGUUGUCCCGGAGGAACCUUCGACCUUUCCCUACCACCGAAAAAAAAGAGAGAGAGAGAGAGAGAAGGAAACAAACAAAUUUGGAUUUUUUCCCAUCAAUCCCGAAAUACAACGAGAUCUGAAGAGCCGUGUGGGAGGGAGGCAGUUUAAAGGGGGGAAGGGGGUCCCUGACCGCAGGGGAGACGGACGGGGCUCGCUUCUCUCAGUCUCCUCCCCACGCCCGGCUUUCUCAGUCCUCGCCGCCCCGAGCGGGCUCCGGGAGCUGGGGACGCCCGGCUGGAGGAGACGAUCCUCCCGCCUCUGGAACUGGGGCUGCGGGGGUGGGGGCCGAGCCGAGGGCGGCGCGCGGCCAAGUUGCAAAUUGGAUUAGGGAGUGUGGGGGCACCAUGCUGACCCGCCUGUUCAGCGAGCCCGGUCUCCUCUCGGAUGUGCCCAAGUUCGCCAGCUGGGGCGACGGCGACGACGACGAGCCGAGAAGCGACAAGGGCGAGGCGCCGCCGCCACCUCCGCCUCCGCCGGGGCCCGGGGCUCCGGGGCCCGCCCGGGCCGCCAAGCCCGUCCCUCUCCGUGCUGACGAGGUGCCGGAGGCCGCGCUGGCCGAGGUCAAGGAGGAAGGCGAGCUGGGGGGCGAGGAGGAGGAGGAAGAGGAGGAAGAGGAAGGGCUGGACGAGGCAGAGGGCGAGCGGCCCAAGAAGCGCGGGCCCAAGAAGCGCAAGAUGACCAAGGCGCGCCUGGAGCGCUCCAAGCUGCGGCGGCAGAAGGCGAACGCUCGGGAGCGCAACCGCAUGCACGACCUGAACGCGGCUCUGGACAACCUGCGGAAGGUGGUGCCCUGCUACUCCAAGACGCAGAAGCUGUCCAAGAUCGAGACGCUGCGCCUCGCCAAGAACUACAUCUGGGCGCUCUCUGAGAUUCUGCGCUCGGGCAAGCGACCCGACCUGGUGUCCUACGUGCAGACGCUGUGCAAGGGCCUGUCGCAGCCCACCACCAACCUGGUGGCCGGCUGCCUGCAGCUCAACUCGCGCAACUUCCUCACUGAGCAGGGCGCCGACGGCACGGGCCGCUUCCACGGCUCCGGCGGCCCAUUCGCCAUGCACCCCUACCCGUACCCGUGCUCGCGCCUGGCGGGCGCACAGUGCCAGGCGGCGGGCGGCCUGGGCAGCGGCGCGGCGCACGCCCUGCGGACCCACGGCUACUGCGCCGCCUACGAGACGCUGUACGCGGCGGCUGGCGGCGGCGGUGCGAGCCCGGACUAUAACAGCUCCGAGUACGAGGGCCCGCUCAGCCCCCCGCUCUGUCUCAAUGGCAACUUCUCGCUCAAGCAGGACUCGUCGCCCGACCACGAGAAGAGCUACCAUUACUCUAUGCACUACUCGGCGCUGCCCGGCUCGCGGCCCACGGGCCACGGGCUGGUCUUCGGCUCGUCGGCUGUGCGCGGGGGCGUCCACUCGGAGAAUCUCUUGUCUUACGAUAUGCACCUUCACCACGACCGGGGCCCCGUGUACGAGGAGCUCAAUGCGUUUUUCCAUAACUGAGACCUCGCGCCCGCCCCUUUCUUUUUCUUUUGCCUUUGCCCGCACCCCUGCCCCUAGGCCCCUCGAGCGCAGGGGCACCCCACCUACUCCGGCGCGGGGCGCGGGGAGCGGGCUGCCAGUCGUGCCGCUCUCCUAGGCAGCGCGGUCCCCUUACCUGUGGGUGGCCCGUCCCAGGGGCCUCGCUUCCCCCAGGGGACUGCCUUCUCUCUCCCCAAGGGGUUCCCUCCUCCUCUUUCCCAGGGAGUACUUCUACAGGGACCCCUCUUUGGGCACUCCCUGGAGAUCCCACCACCACCACCAAUUCCCAAUCCCUGCACUUAGGUUUUCUCUUCCCCUUUCCCCCUGCAGGCCCAAAGGCUUUGGUAAGGGGGCAGCUGAGCUGUGGGAUACUGUUCUUCCCCUAUUAUUAUUAUUAUUACUAGAACAGACACCGAGCUGCCGGGCGCCCCCUCUUUCUUGAAGAGGGCAGAAGUCAGGGCACGGAGCCUGGACCUGGAAGCCCUCAUCAUCCCCAACCCCUAGUCUAAGCGUUUUGUGAUUUUAAUUUUGGCGGGAGGGAAUGUGGAUUGAAGGAAAGAGAGAGGCCAAGACAAUUUGUAACUAGAAUCCAUUUUUC